Molecule: messenger RNA, 765 nt
Organism: Aureobasidium vineae
Lineage: Eukaryota; Fungi; Ascomycota; Dothideomycetes; Dothideales; Saccotheciaceae
Source: the annotation of a GenBank genome assembly
AUGGCACCAAGCGCAAUCGAAGUCGAAGAAAUCAACGAGCUUGCUCACACGAUCAACGACCCGCCCGUCGAACACAACCUCGAGGAACACGUCGCUUUUGGCGGAGAUGACCAAUGGUUCUACCACAUCCCCUCUAAGCGCUUCGACCUCUCUCGUGGCUCCAAGCGCAAGCUCAUCAUCGACGCCGACGAUGGAAUCCGCAACCACCGGGGCUGUGCAAUCGACCCAUCCUCGACUGUCCUUGUCAUAAUCGACAUGCAGAACUUCUUCGUCCACCCCAUGUACCACGACCACAGCAGUGGUAUCGCUACCAUCGACCCUCUCCUGAAGGUCAUCGACAAGUGCAAGGGCCUCGGAAUCCAGCGCUGCUGGCUGAACUGGGGAAUCUCCGAUUACGACCUCAAGGUUAUGCCCGCAGCUGUCACCAGAGGUUUCAACAGAAACUUGGCUCAGGACAAAGGCCACGGCUGGCACGUUGGCUUGGGCGCCAACGUCAAAGAUGACAAGGGCAACACUGAGCGCUGCUUGUUCAGCGGCACCUGGAACGCCGACAUCUACGACCCCCUCAAGGAGGUCAUGACGCCAGAGGACACGUUGCUGUUCGCUGGUGUCAACACCGACCAGUGCUUGCUGGGCACUGUCACCGACGCAUACAACUGGGGAUGGUACGCAGUGUGUGAUUACAAUAUCGCAACUAACAUGGGCUUCGUUACAGACAGCCAGGCCUUCCUGGACUCUGAGCUCGUGUUCGGUCCUUUGAAGUGA